Molecule: messenger RNA, 1356 nt
Organism: Talaromyces stipitatus ATCC 10500
Lineage: Eukaryota; Fungi; Ascomycota; Eurotiomycetes; Eurotiales; Trichocomaceae
Exons: 2
Coding region: 1-1356 (451 amino acids)
Source: RefSeq, a predicted model, not a curated record
AUGUUCGCUCCAGACAUCGUCCCGAUAAACACGCCUAUCGGUGGACUGAGAGAGUAUGCGGCGUCAGACCCAGGGGGGUGGACGACAGAGGUACGAGUGGGGGAAUCUCCUCGUGAGGUUCCCCCCUCGUGGCCAAUGCCACCUCACAUGGUGGAUGUUUUUGCCUCCGGCAAGUACUCGGAUGCAAAGAUCCAGCUCUCUUCAGCAAACGAGAGCGACCCGUUCCCAACAACAAUAUUAGAUGUUCAUCGGGUCGUCGUCUCGCAGAGCCCUGUCGUCGGUGCGAUCCUCGAACGUGAGUCAAUGCCACAGACAACAGUUCACAUAAUCGCGGGAGAAAGCUUCUCUGCUCCUCGGGGUUUUGAACUUGCGUUACAACAUCUGUACGGGUUGGAGCUUCUGGGGCUGGGGAAUGUGUACAACUUUGCUCAUCAAAUUCUUGGAGUGGAGGUAGUCGAUGGAUACACACCUGACAAAUUGAAGAAAACAGCCAUGGAUUUGGCUUUGGCUUAUGGGGCUACGGGUGCUUUUCUUAACCAGCCAGACGUUGUUGACGCAGCUUUCAAACUUGUUGUGGGCCUUUUUGACUGGAGCAAUCUUGAGACCGCUCUUCAGUUUGGACUUUUUCCUGAAGAGUUUUUGCUGGCCUGGAUCCCUCUCAAAAAUAUUGCUAAGGAGGAUACCAACAGCAGCAGCAGCAGCAGCAGCAACAACAAGGACAGCAAGGGGAAAAGAAAGAAGCGACGGUCAAUCCGCGGGAAGAGGGCACACAAGAAGACAGUCGUCAUUGACAAUCUGAACACUGAAUUGGUCGAGAAGUACGCUCCUAGAGUUGCAUCUGCUACCAUCGACUUCUUGGUGCAGAACCUACCUUCAAACUUUUUUUUCGACCGCGCUGCUUUGGCGAAUGAUCUGCAUGAUCGUAUUCCUGUUCAUUUACGUUCCAUGUAUAGUCUUUCCAACAUGAAUCCACUAUUAGCAACCUUGCAAUUCGGCGACUUUCCUAUCCCUACCCCUGAGUGCACGCAUGCAUCUGCUAUUUUCCUUGCUCUACCGUUUGCACACCUUCGUGAAGCUACUGAAAAAAUGCGCAAUAGUGGGAUCUUGACAAAGGAUAUCAUUAAGGCAAUCCUCCAAGAACGCGAAGAACGUCGUCUGACUGCUUUGGAGAAACAUGCAGAGUACACCUACAAUAAGGGAGAUGACAUUGACUCUAUGGUGAACGAACUGGGCUAUCACGAGUUUGCAGUUCAUCUCGAGGGGUUUGAGGUCUCUUCUGGAGUUGGAGUUACCCAAUAUGAAUACUCUUUAAAUCGUGAGUGGCAGGGGUUGUGGCCUGAGGGGGAUGGGUUUUAG